This is a messenger RNA of Dromiciops gliroides (monito del monte), 1663 nucleotides long. It is a transcript of the gene HAUS8, whose product is annotated as HAUS augmin like complex subunit 8. Lineage: Eukaryota; Metazoa; Chordata; Mammalia; Microbiotheria; Microbiotheriidae. The record is from RefSeq and is a predicted model, not a curated record. The transcript has 11 exons. Bases 336 to 1421 code for a protein of 361 amino acids.
CCGCCCGCGGGCGUGGCCUAGAGGCCUGGGGACGCUGCGACCCACCUAGGGGCGAGACCAACUCUGAAAGUAGAGGGAGAAUUACCCUCAAGGGCAAAAAUGAGCCCUUCCAGGACCAGCCGAAUCUCUGUUACGGACCCAUUCUGAGCUUUUUAAUAGAGAUUUCUGUCCAACUCUACUGGUCUAGUAUCUCCGCAAAAAGACUUGACUUCGUACUCUGGGGGAAUUCCUGGUUCCACCUUUCUGGGAAUGGUAUCGCCCACGCCUGGGGGCGGGGCUGAGGCGCUCCCCCGGCUCCACUCAGCUCCCCGACUGUUCAACGGAGACGCGGGAAAAUGGCGGAGUCCCGUUCCAGGCCUUUGGGGAGGUCCUUCGUGGAAGCGGGACCUAGUACUUCUGGGAACCCCAAGGCUAAAGGGAAAAGAGUACCAGCUGGAAGAAUAGUAGAGUCUCGGUAUUUGCAAUGUGAGAAGAAAAAAGUUGUUAAGGCACUUGCAUCUGAUACUUCAAUCAACACUUCCAGUGGGAAACAGAUGGAAAGUGGAAAAAAACCUAAUGUCUCUCAGAAGGGUAGCACAGAUAAUAAUCCAGUUGAAAAGGGUGAUUUGCAAUCAACUCUGUUAGAAGGCCACAGAACUGCACCUCCUGAUCUGGAUCUUUCUGCUAUUAAUGAUAAAAGUAUCAAGAGAAGGACUCCCCAGCUAGCCAGUAAAGCUCAUACAGGACAGAUUUCCAAAACACCAAAAAAACACAACACUGUUUCCCCAGAAGAUAUCAAAAUGAUGGAGUCACAGACACUAAUUCUAACUCUUCUGGCAGUGAAGAUGAAGAACCGUCUUGCUGUAAUGGAAGAAAAGGCAGAAAGAAAUCUGACCAUGUUAUGUGAGGAGAAGGAUAAACUGCAAAAAAAAGUACAGGAAUUGAAACGCAAACUUCUAUUUCAGCAGAAAGAGCAGGAGAUGGUGGAUGUACUUGAUACUCAGAAUGAAUUGCUUACUCCCUUUGUGGCGAUGUCUGAGGAUUUUAAGAAGGAUUAUAAAACUUUUGCAACUGCACUGGACUCUACCAGGCAUGAACUGCCUAUGAAAUCUAUUCACAUGGAAGGAGAUAGGGACAAGUUUUUAGAUGAUUUACAACACCAACUAUCUAUCACACAAAGCUUGUUGGCAGAAAUUACCACUGACCACUUAGGACAGAAUGCUAAAGUAUUUGAUGUGUUGGGUGAAUUUAAAGAAGUCGUGCAGAAAAAGGAUAUAGAAUUGAAAAGGAGCUUUGCCCAUGUGCUUAACUUAUCCUCUGAAGUCAGUAAAGAAGCUGCUUUAACUAACCAAGAAGUCUGGGAAGAGACUCAAGGCACACAGAACCUAAGCCAGUGGUAUUUUAAUCGAGGGCAUUCAAUGGAUACUCCAAAAGACAACUAAAGGCCUAAUAGGUGCUUAUAUUUUUAGGUUUAUCACAUCAACAAUAAGUUGUCUCUGACACAUUUUUGUUGGUUUGUUUUUCUUAUAUUUUCUCUGCCGUGUACAUACAUGUUUGUAUACUGUAGAGAACAUAUUUUUGUCUUUUUAUGACAUUCAGAACACUUAGCACUUUAAAUCAAUGUGUAUUAAAUGUUUUUACAUUCUAUUAUGUGUUUAAUUUGGGGUAUUAAAAAUAAAACAUU